Carcharodon carcharias (great white shark) is the source of this 5358-nucleotide messenger RNA. RefSeq names its product interleukin 6 cytokine family signal transduce (gene il6st). The record is from RefSeq and is a predicted model, not a curated record. Bases 404 to 3202 code for a protein of 932 amino acids. Gene Ontology annotation, molecular function: cytokine binding; cytokine receptor activity. Lineage: Eukaryota; Metazoa; Chordata; Chondrichthyes; Lamniformes; Lamnidae. The transcript is spliced from 17 exons. Gene Ontology annotation, biological process: cytokine-mediated signaling pathway. Gene Ontology annotation, cellular component: membrane; signaling receptor complex; external side of plasma membrane.
GUGCAGUUGGCGUCUGCGCACUAAGUGUGGUGACGCAAAGCGUCUGCGGUUGGACGGUUCUGCAGGCUUCGUUCAACCGCCGAGAUACCGGGACAGGCCGCACACUUUAUCAGGAGAUACCAGGAGCGGCCGGACUGCCCUCUGAAAUAGCCAACCAAACUUCUAAGUUGAACUCAAGAAGGCAGUUCACCACCCCCCUUCUCAAAGGCAAUUAGGGAUAGUCAAUAAAUGCUGGCCUUGCCAGCAACGUUCACAUCCUGUGAAUGAAUAAAGAAAAAUAUGGUGGCAACAAAUGUGGAAUGUAAUCUCCCACUGUCAGAUUUUUUCCAAUUGACUACCAAGUUGGUGUGAAGUUUCUGCACUAAUUUCAAUAAAAGAACAUGUUCCCAGAAGUGGCUGAAAGAUGAACAGAUUUGAAGCGGCUGCCAGAAUUAUGUUUCUGCAAUGGGGCUGGUUGACAUUGAUAGUACAUCUAUAUAUACAAAUCAGUGUAUGUUUAAGGACGGUAGAUAGUUUAAUUGAGAGACAUGCCUACAUCAUACCGGAGUCACCAGUAAUAGCAUUUGGCUCGCAACUGGAAGCAUCCUGCAUCCUUAAUGAUUCCUUCGUAAAAAAAAGUAAAGUGGAUGCGAACCAGGUAUUCUGGAAGUUAAAGGAAAACAAAAUACCAGAAAAAUACUACCACACAGUCAAUAAUACAGUGUCUAAUGUAAAGCUGACCAUUUCCAGUGUUGGGAGUGCACUUCUGACCUGCAAUGUACAACUCAAUGAAGAUCAAGUAUCAACUGUCUUCGGAAUACAAAUUAGAACAGGAUUGCCACCAGAGAAGCCAAAAAACUUGUCAUGUAUUACAUAUCAUGAAAGAAAUAUGACUUGCUCCUGGAAUCCGGGAAAUAAUACAUGCUUGCCAACUAGCUACCAGUUUAAAUUGUCAAUUGCACCUGACAAGUUGAAGUCAUAUCAGCUGCCAAAUAACAUGAACGACUCGUACACCAUUUUCUACCCAAAUAUUUCUUAUUUUGUUCGCAAUGAAAUCUGGGUGGAGGUACUUAAUGACUUGGGCCGUGCAAAAUCUGAUCCACUAUAUCUGGAUCCAGUUGAUGUUAUAAAGCCUGAUCCUCCAAAGAUAACUUCAGUGCAACAUGUGAUAGAAAUAAGCACAGUCUUGGCUGUGAAAUGGGAAAACCCAUCUGUACCAUAUACAUAUCAACUCAAAUACAAUCUACGAUAUAGAAUUGUUGAUAGUCAGGAGUGGAUGCAGGUUCCUCCUGAGGAUACAAAAUCCCAUCGGGCGUCUUUCUUGGUUCAAAACUUGAAACCUUUCACUGACUAUGCCUUCGCAAUUCGCUGUAAAAGAAAUGACGAGACAGGAUACUGGAGUGACUGGAGUUUGGAGAAAAUUGGCAAAACUCUUGAAGCCAAUCCAUUGCGAGGUCCACCCAUUUGGAGAACAGUUGAAAACCUAGAAUCUUCAAAGAGAAGGAUACGUAUCAUGUGGAAGGAACUAGCUAAGUCAGAUGCAAAUGGAAUUAUCUUGAAGUACCAAAUAACAAUUACGGAAAAGAGGUCUAUGAAAAUCGAAAGGAUUGAAACUGAAAAGCUAGAAUACAGUAUUACUCUUUCAAAUGAGGAAUAUGAAAUCAGACUUAAUGCCAGCAAUUCAGCUGGUGACUCUCCUAAUGAAAUUUUAAUACUGCCGGCAGCAAGGAAGUCAGCACUGCCACCUGUACAAAAUCUCCGUGCUUACCCUCAAGAUGAUCAGUUGCUGGUGGAGUGGAAGCCCCCUGUUCCUGCAGUGAGCAGCUACGUGAUAGAGUGGUGUGAAGAGUCCAGCAAGGAUUUAUGUCCUGGGCCUUUAUACUGGCAACGUGUGCAAAAAACUGAAAGCAAGGCUUUUUUAAAAGAUAAUGUUAUGCCAUUCAAGCGCUAUAGGAUAACUACUUACCCUCUGUACAGCGGUCGCCCAGGAGCUCCGUUGUCAAAACUGGCAUAUCUACAGCAAGAUCGUCCAGAAAAUGGCCCAAUAGUUCAUCUGAAACAUGUGGGAAAAAAUGAAGUUGAAUUGAUGUGGAAUGAAAUUCCUGUAAAGGAACAGCGUGGUUUCAUCACAAAUUACACCAUAUUUUACAAGAGUGGAAAUGCAAAUGAAACAAGUAUUGUUGUUGAUGCAAAGUAUCAAGAGCUCGAGCUGAAUUCAUUAACAGGCAAUACUUUGUAUGUAGUACGUGUCAUGGCAUCAACAGUGAAAGGAGGCACAAACAGUUCUGAAGUUAAUUUCACCACUUUAAACUUUGCGAAAGGUGAAAUUGAGGCAAUUGUUGUGCCUAUUUGCCUGAGUUUCCUUUUGAUCACUGUGGCGACUAUACUACUGUGCUUCAACAAAAGACAUCUGAUUAAGAAAUAUGUUUGGCCUAAUGUUCCAGAUCCUGCAAAUAGCAGGGUUGUUGAAUGGUCACCUAGCACUGCAAAUCUCAUUCAGAACAACCUAGGCGCAAAGGAACCCAUGCAUCCAGAUGGCUUUAUUUCUGAUGUUACUAUAAUUGAAGCUGAUGUAGAUGAUGAGAAAUAUCUGUCUAAUGAGGAUGAAAUCAAGCAAUUGACAUCCUUAAAGAAGGAGAAGAGUACAUCAGAAGAGCACAGCAGUGGUAUUGGAGGUUCUUCAUGCAUGUCAUCACCUCGACAAAGUGUUUCAGAUAGUGAUAGUGAGCCUGCACAGAAUACUACAAGCACAGUUCAGUAUUCAACUGUAUUAGUAAAUGACACUGGUUACAGGUGUCAGCAACCAUCAGCACAGGUUUUUACAAGAUCAGAAUCAACCCAGCCACUAUUAGAAAAUGAAGAAAAGGCUGAUGAGCAUGCAUAUGGCAAUUUUGGAAGCUGCAGUACAGGAGUAAAAAGACAGUAUUUUAAACAGAAUGCUAGUAUUGAGGAGACCUGUUUGAGUGAGCCACAUCCAAAUGGAGCAGAAAUCCUGGGUGAUAAGAAUGAAGAUGACUCGCUCAGACUAAAUCAGAUGGAAGUUUCAGAUCAGAGCUCAGACUUGGAGGGAUGCUGUCCAGCAGUGGAGGAGUUCCCAAGCAGUAAUGAUCAAACUGUUGUCAAACUGGAGUUUUUGGGAUUUAGUGCAGGUCUGGAAACUGAUCAGCAAAGUUACAUGCCUCAGGCUGUGAAACAUAACAGUUAUAUGCCUCAAUCAAAGUAAAAGAAGUCUACCCUUUUCCUUGUGCUUGAGAUGAAGCAGCUCUUAUUUCAUAGGCUACAUGUCAAAGUUGUGAACUGCUGUUUAGUGUUUGCAGCUAUCCUAAGUAGCCUAAAUAAGCACCUGUAAUUUGAGCAUCUGUGGUAACAUCUUGACUUACUGAGAACAUUAUAUCCAAAUACUGCUGUGAAUGUUUUGUUUGAAAAAUCAUGGGCACCAAUUUUUGAGGGUGAAUCAUUUUUUUUUUUUUGGAUCAUUUUGAAAAUCUAGCCUGGUGGAAAAAGUAAACUUGGCCAUAGACACGCGCUAAGUCAUUCCUGUACUUACAAGACAGCCAUAUACCAGAGUGUUGAGCAGCUAACUGGCUAUAUGUUGCUGUGGGGCAAGGGAGGGAGGAUAAGUAAUAAUCUAAUGUAAGUUUUAAAAAAAAUGCAUACUAUUUUGGAUUUGUUUUGAUGAAGUUCUUUCAGGAUUAGAACAGUUAAGUGUUGGACUUUUUCUAAAUUCCCUUGUCUGUUAUUUUUUAUUAGCACACUCUAAAUAUUGAAAUGCAACGUAUUUUACAUCAACAUUUUUAAUUUUAUUGAAAAAAUUACUAUAUAACUAAGUCACUUUUUUUCAUUGAAAGCACUGCAGUGUUCAGUGGGUUCAAAUACUUUAAUUCUGCUUUAUCCAUUUUAUAUAAAUAAUUUACUAUACAGUUUUGAAACUGGUAGCAAGCUCAUUUGACUUAGAAGGCACAAAAUAAGCCUAAGCAUUCAAAAGUAUUGUCUGGCCAUCUUCUGUCAUAACAGACUUUCAGUAAUUGUGUUUAAAAGUCCCAGCCUUGCUUAUCCAAUCCCCUUAACUGUACUUAGUAAGAACAUUGUUAUAAUCUUUGAAUGAUUAUUUUGAAAAAUAAAUCUGUGAAAAUAACUAGCGUCAACCUAGAUUUUAACACCUUUAAGAGUUAGAGGUGGCAAAAGCACUACAACUUUUUUUUGGGCAAUAUAUUAACCAGGUAAAGAGUAGGGGGAAAAUAUCAGAUUUACACUACUGCAGCUAUAUAUCUUAAACAAAAACUAUUUUUCUAAUAUGUACAGUAUUAAAGUAUCUUUCACAUGUUAUUUGGGAUGGGGGCAAGAAUGCAAAGUAUAUCCUGCAUAAACCACACAAAUACCUAAAAUGUGAAGUAUAACACUGGAGCAGUGAACUUUGUGUUCAGUGGAAUGCAGUAGUCUGAGUUCUCCUAAACCAGGAUGUGGCAGCAUUUUGAGAUCUCUUGCAACUAUAUUUGCAGAAUUUGUAACAGCAAAGUCAUUACCUGUAUAUACAGUAUUGGGUCUAGUGGAAGGUUUAGUAGUGAAGUUUGAAUGUAGAUUUUUCACGCACAGUUUUUAAAGGAUGUGUGCCACUUAAAUAUUCAACAUAAUCAGUGUUGUAACACUAUACUCAUGUUCUGAGCAAUUCUUCUCCAUUCCUUUUCUGUGUAAACUAUAUCCACUCGCAUUAUCUACUGAACUAACACUCAAAGGCAUCUGCUUCAAGCCAAAAAUUUUCGGUCAUGAGCUCUGUUAAUAUUUUAUUAUGUGCGUGUGUGUGUUCUGCCGAUAACUUCACAACUUGAGAAAUUGAUACAAUGUUACAAAAUUUAAAAAUAAUUGCACUUAGCACUUAAUGCUCCAUAGUGCAGUGUUCAAGACAUAUUUAAAAGUUAAUCCAGCUCCUUGUGCUUCACCAGCCUAAUGGCUCAAACUCUUUCCACUAUUGAAGGAUUUAUUGCAUAAUGCUAUUUUCUUCUGUUUCUAAUAGUGUAAGAUCAACUUUGAGCAGGUAGUCUCCAAUCCAAAAGUUUUAGUGCCCUAAUAACAUUUUGUAUCCAAGGCAACAUUGUGGACAAAUUUUAUCAAGCCUAAUUCUGGUUACAAUAUUUAAAAUUUUUUUUUAGAUUUGCCAUUAUCUUUUAUUUGACUAUAUGCCACUAUUUUAAUCUUGCUGGUAUAUUAUGCCAAAAUUACUGGGCUAAUUCUGUGCAACUAGUGGUGAAAGUGUAAGUCCUUUGGGUUGUCAUUACACUUGUAUAUUCUUAAGCCGCAUUCUUUUCAUAAAGACAUAAACUUGUAGGAUUUGAGUUUUGCUAAUUUUGCCUGAAUCCAAAAUAAAGCUGCUUUUCAAGUUUU